Diceros bicornis minor is the source of this 857-nucleotide messenger RNA. It is a transcript of the gene TM4SF18, whose product is annotated as transmembrane 4 L six family member 18. The coding region runs from base 10 to 615 and encodes 201 amino acids. Gene Ontology annotation, cellular component: membrane. The record is from RefSeq and is a predicted model, not a curated record. Lineage: Eukaryota; Metazoa; Chordata; Mammalia; Perissodactyla; Rhinocerotidae. The transcript is spliced from 5 exons.
UGGGGUAAAAUGGGGUCUCGGAAAUGUGGAGGCUGCCUAAGUGGUCUGCUGAUUCCUCUUGCACUUUGGAGUAUAACUGUGAAUAUAUUAUUGUAUUUCCCAAAUGGGCAGACUUCCUAUGCAUCCAGCAAUAAACUCACCAACUACGUGUGGUAUUUUGAAGGAAUCUGUUUCUCAGGUGUCAUGAUGCUUAUAGUAGCAGCAGUUCUUCUUGUCCUGGAGAACGGUAACAACUAUAAAUGUUGCCAGAGUGAAAACUGCAGCAAAAAAUACAUGACACUGCUGUCGAUUAUAUUUUCUGCCCUUGGAAUUGCUUUUUCUGGAUACUGCCUGGUCAUAUCUGCUCUGGGCCUUGUCCAGGGCCCCUACUGCCGCACCCUCGACGGCUGGGAGUAUGCCUUUGAAGGCACUGCAGGACGUUUCCUUACAGAUUCCAGCCUAUGGAUUCAGUGCCUGGAACCUGCACAUAUAGUGGAGUGGAACAUCAUUUUAUUUUCCAUUCUCAUAGCUCUCAGUGGGCUUCAAGUGAUCAUCUGCCUCAUCAGAGUAGUCAUUCAGUUAUCCAAGAUACUGUGUGGGACCUAUUCUGUCAUCAUCCAGCCUGGAAUCAUUUGAAUAAGGACAAGGAUGUUUUCCAUUAUCAAGAUGUGGCCAUCUAUCUGUCUCAUGUCUACUGUAGAGACUUGAGGGCAAUAUUCAAAUUAUCCUGCUUUCUCCAUUCAGUGUUUAUUGUUCCCAUCUGUGAAAUUUACAGUCCUCACUGGAAGUGCCAAUUACAUGUCCUUCCAUUUAGAAUUUUUUCCUAAGCAAUAUGUAUCAACACCUUCAGAAAUCUUUAUACCCUGAUUAAACAAAUU